UUGUUUUGUAAGCCACUAGUUUGAGUUGUGUCUAAGUCUCCGCCUCCAUCUCUGAGGAAGGAAGAUGUGGUCCUCACAUAGUAUUGCUCCUUUCAUGCAGUAGGCAUAUCACAGAUGCAUUGUCAUGUGCCAUCUUGCCUUUCAUUGGUUGGUUGUGUUUGAGUCUGAGUAUUUUUCCAACCAAAGACUUUUUCUUUCAAGCUGUAUCAUUUAAAGCAACUAUAGUUAGCCUGAAUCCUGUGGCAAGUACAAUGGCCAACAUAGAAGGCGUUGAACAUCUUUGUCUUCCGUCCUCCACGGGUGAGAUCCUGGCAAGCGAAGAUGAACCAGAAAAUCUACAAAGUCCUCUGCCACUCAACAGGCCAUCCCUACUAGCACGUCGACUGUUCCGCCUGCAGUCGUACCACAAUAACCUCAUGCCCAGCAGACGUCGCAAGCGAGAGAUGACCCCCGACGAGAAAAAAGACGCAUUGUACUGGGUCAAGCGUCAAAAAAACAAUGAGGCUGCCCAUCGCUCCAGAGAGAAGCGACGGCUGAACGAUUUCAUGCUGGAAGGUCAACUUCUAGCACUCAGCGAGGAGAACGCACAGCUCAGAGCGGAGGUGUUGAGUCUGCAGUAUCACAUGGGGAUUGGACGAAGUCUGGAUCAUCCACACCAUGCCAUGAUGCCCUUCCACGUCCCUGUUUCGUCCCAUCUCAAGUGGGGUCUGGCUGGUACGAACGCUUCUUUUUUGGCAGAACGGUCAGAGAGGUACCAGUGUUGGCCACAUCAUGAGCCCUGCUCUGGUCCAUCAAGUGGCCCCUCUCAAUUCAUCUCCACCUCAAAGAUGCCUAAUAAAAACACCAGUGCACCUUCACAAGGCCGCCACAUGAACGACAAGCUAUCCGAACAGUCUGUGCUCAAUAAUGACUCAUUUGAACAGAACCCUGCGGAGGUCUCCUCAAGCAACGACCCACCAAGCAACCCCCAACCGUUUCCAACCCAGAGAGCCCAGAGAGCUUUACGUUCCCCCUCACCGCCCCCUCCCCAUCUGACGCACAGCUGGUUGCUCCCCGGAAUAAGCCAUCCCGCUACUCACCACCACAACCAGAUGUUACCCUGGGCCUCAUCUUCCCUACGCCCAUCUCCGCUUCAUCCCAGCUGGCCACUGACAACAGGAGCGAGGUCCCUCUGGAACUUCAACAGCAGGUUCAGCGUGCUGCAGUAUCUGCUGAGAUCUCACAGCUACGAGUAACCUGAAAUGCAGAGAACUCUUAAGUAAUACAGCGGCCGUGCUGUUCAAACACGAACAUGUGAUAACAGUCUGCUAUAAAUGCUUAAUGUAGUGAUGUGUGAUUGAAUCGCUUCAUGCAGCAGUAGCAAAAAAAAUCUGUUUUCUGCUUCUAAUAAAAAAAGUAGUUAUUUUACUCUCUUUUGCAUAGCCUUCUGCAUAUAAAUUGAAGUUAAUCUGAAACCAUUUAGUCCAUUUUUAUUUGCUAUUACAACUGAGUGAAUAGACCCAUUUCACAGCGUGACGUGUACAAACCGGAAGUAGGGUGAACGCUUGUCCGGUCAAUGCUCUAGCUCCAUUCACUACACAGAACAGUUGCGGAGACCAGAAGAUGUUAGGCAUGUAGCGCUCCCUUUAUGCUGAUUUGUCUAAAAUAUAUCACACCUUGAUAAUAAAUAAAUCGCUCAAAAAACAAUGUUUUUGUAAUGUUUGUUUUCCCUAUUUUUACAUCUCCCAGUAAACCAUGAAUAAAUCCGACAACAUAUGCUACAUUAGUUUUUGGAAAAUAAAAUGAAUGCCUGUGAGAAAACAAGCUGAAUGAACGAAUGAAUGGCUAUGACUGCAGUCGGUCGCCAUUUUGUGAAGUAGGCGAAUUCGGCUCACGACUUAUAACAGCGCCUUAAUUGAUACGCAUGCGCAUAACGAAGACUAUGAAGACUAAAUGGAUAACAAGUCACGUGGUCACAAAACGGUCAAACUAACACAGUCGAACUUAAACUUGAUAUUCGUUUGUACGUAAUUAUUAUAUACCUAUAAUUUAGGUUAUAGCAAAUAAAUAUUGCGCAUUAUACAAAUGAAAACGUUUCAAACUAUGUGAUAUUCUUGCAGUUCAUGUAAAGAAGUUUUAAUAAUGAUUAGUUCUCACGAAGCAGAUCAAAUGAAGAGCUGGUUUCAGGCUGGGGUCUAUCUGAUUGAACUGAGGCUUCACCGCAUGUUCACGCUUCAGAGUGGAUGUAGGCUACUUGUGCCUUAAAGUGUUAAGUGUGGAGAAGAAAAGACAUCGAACGCUUAACAUACAGUACGGUAUAGAGCUCUAAAUCUUUUUGCUUUCGUUUUGCAUUUGAACAAUCUUUAUAUUUGGUGUAUUAUGUCUUGUUUUUGAGAGAGAGAGAGAGAGAGAGAGAGAGAGAGAGCUUGUUCGGUGCCUCAUCAAUAAUUAAAUUUGUAGGCUAAUAAAACAAUUACAACAAAAUAUAACGAUAGCCUAAUAAAACGCUACUACACUUUUACCACAAAAAAUACGGUUAAUUUUCGUAAGGGAAUCAGGCUAAACUUAAUAACGUCAUUUUCCCCUUUUUAAAAACGGACUUACAAUAAUAAUUAUUAGGCUACUACAUUAUUAAUUUACUAUCACCUAUAAUAUUACAUUUUAAUACUGUGAAGAGUAUUUAUUCUGAUAUACGAACACCAUCAGAAAACUGUU
Messenger RNA from Triplophysa rosa, 2694 nucleotides. RefSeq lists its product as uncharacterized. Gene Ontology annotation, molecular function: DNA-binding transcription factor activity; DNA binding. NCBI's taxonomy places the organism in Eukaryota, Metazoa, Chordata, Actinopteri, Cypriniformes, Nemacheilidae. Bases 252 to 1235 code for a protein of 327 amino acids. Gene Ontology annotation, biological process: circadian rhythm; regulation of DNA-templated transcription. The record is from RefSeq and is a predicted model, not a curated record. Gene Ontology annotation, cellular component: nucleus. The transcript has 2 exons.